Molecule: messenger RNA, 1781 nt
Organism: Pararge aegeria (speckled wood butterfly)
Lineage: Eukaryota; Metazoa; Arthropoda; Insecta; Lepidoptera; Nymphalidae
Gene: Dyrk3
Product: dual specificity tyrosine-phosphorylation-regulated kinase 2
Exons: 6
Coding region: 286-1740 (484 amino acids)
Biological process (GO): peptidyl-threonine phosphorylation; peptidyl-serine phosphorylation
Cellular component (GO): nucleus
Molecular function (GO): protein serine/threonine kinase activity; ATP binding; protein serine/threonine/tyrosine kinase activity
Source: RefSeq, a predicted model, not a curated record
UCGACCCGCAAGGAAGGGUUCUUUGUUUGCGUUUCACGUUCGCGUCGCACGGUAUCAUCUGUGACGGUUCCAUCGUAUCGUGUCCGAGACGGAAUGUGUCUUAAGUGGAAGCGUGCUUGUUUGUCCCGCUCCACGUGAAAUGUCGCGCAGCGCCCUGAGGUGGAGUGCAGCGGUGCGAGUGCAGUGAGGUGAGGUUCAGUGCGGUGCAGUGUGUAGGGUGUGUACGGAGCGUGGGUCGGCACGGCCACGGCGAGCGAAGCGCGCGGCGCUGGCGGCCGCCCGGCCAUGACCGGCGACAUGCCCCUGGGGAGCGCGCACGCGUUCGGACGCGCGCUGCUGCGGGAUGCCCUGCCGCCGCUGGAGCCCGGGGCGCCCGCGCCGCCGGCCGCCGCACAGCCGCCGGACAAGCGCCCGCCGGCGGCCGCCGCCGCCAGCCCCGAGCAGGUCAUGAAGCUCUAUAUGAACAAGCUCACUCCCUACGAACACCGCGAGAUCUUCGACUAUCCGCAGGUGUACUUCAUCGGCGCCAACGCCAAGAAGCGCCCGGGGCUGGUGGGCUUCCCCAACAACUGCGAGUACGACAACGACCAGGGCUCGUAUAUCCAUAUCCCUCACGACCACAUCGCGUACCGGUACGAGGUUCUCAAAGUGAUCGGCAAGGGCAGUUUUGGCCAGGUGGUAAAGGCUUACGACCAUAAGAAGCGCGAGAACGUGGCGCUUAAAAUGGUGCGCAAUGAAAAGCGCUUCCACCGCCAGGCGCAAGAAGAGAUCCGCAUCCUGGAGCACCUACGUGAGCAGGACAAGGAUAACUCUAUGAACGUCAUCCACAUGUUCGACUCGUUCACGUUCCGCAGCCAUACGUGCAUCACGUUCGAGCUGCUGUCCAUCAACCUGUACGAGCUCAUCAAGAAGAACAAGUUCCAGGGGUUCUCGCUGCAGCUGGUGCGCAAGUUCUCGCACAGUUUGCUGCAGUGCCUGCACGCGCUCAACAAGAACCGCAUCAUCCACUGUGACAUGAAGCCAGAGAACGUGCUGCUCAAACAGCAGGGACGCUCCGGCAUUAAGGUGAUAGACUUCGGCAGCUCGUGUUACGAGCACCAACGGGUGUAUACGUACAUCCAGUCGAGGUUCUACCGCGCGCCCGAGGUGAUGAUGGGUGCCAAAUACGGCAUGCCCAUUGACAUGUGGUCGCUGGGAUGCAUAUUAGCGGAACUGCUCACAGGUUUCCCCCUCCUCCCCGGCGAAGACGAAGCGGACCAAAUGGCGUGUAUAAUCGAACUCCUGGGCAUGCCGCCGCAGAGGCUCAUCGAGCAGGGCAAGCGGUCCAAGAACUUCAUCAGCAGCAAGGGCUUGCCGCGGUACUGCACCGCUACCAUGCUACCUGAUGGCACGACGCUCUUAAGUAGCGGUAUGUCAAGAAGAGGCAAGCCUCGUGGUCUGCCCGGUUCUAAAAGUUUUGUCACAGCGCUCAAGGGAUGCCAAGACAAAUAUUUUAUUGAUUUUAUUAGAAGAUGUCUAGAAUGGGAGCCAGAGAAGCGUCUCACACCGGCCGCGGCGUUGCGGCACGCGUGGUUGCGGCGACGCCUGCCCCGCCCGCCGCACGACGACGAGCCCACCCCCGCGCCCCCCGCCAACGUUAGUAUCCACCAGCCGCACCAGCCGCACCAGCCGCACCAGGCCCCGCAGCCGCACCACAACCACGCCAAGCGCCUCGCGCAGACCAAGUGCACUGACAAAUAGUCCAGUGGCGGGUCGGGGUGCACGGGCGGGGGAGGUGCGGG